UCGGCCUGAGAAAAACCCUAGAAAGCUGAGAAAGAAGGUAGCCAGAAGGAGGGUGGGUAGAGAGGAAGAUCGCUGAGAGAUGGGGAGAGCUCCUUGCUGUGAUAAGGCGAACGUUAAGAAGGGGCCAUGGUCGCCGGAGGAGGACGCAAAGCUCAAGGCUUACAUUGAGCAGUAUGGGACUGGAGGAAACUGGAUUGCGCUUCCUCAAAAGAUUGGCCUAAAGAGAUGCGGGAAGAGUUGCAGGCUUAGAUGGUUGAAUUACUUGAGGCCCAACAUCAAGCACGGGGGCUUCUCUGAGGAAGAGGACAACAUCAUCUGCAGCCUCUACAUAAGCAUCGGCAGCAGGUGGUCAAUUAUUGCUGCUCAAUUGCCUGGCCGGACGGAUAACGACAUCAAGAAUUACUGGAACACCAGACUCAAGAAGAAACUCCUUGGAAAGCGCAAGGAUUCUCAGUCUCGUCGUCUCUCAUCUGCCAUUAACCAAGAUUCCAAGGAAGAUGAUGCCCUCACCGACCUAUCCUCAGUGGUGGCACAGACAGGCAUGCAAUCCUUGAGCUCGUCUGCCUUGGAAAGGAUGCAACUCCACAUGCAACUUCUCCAGAACCCAUAUUCCCUCUUCAAUCCCCUCUCGAGAUUCCACACGAGUGGGAGCAAUCCAUUCUUGGAUGCAAAUCUUCCUACUCUGCAGAACCAACUAGUUGAGAACCACAAUUUUGCAGAUGGGUUCGAGAGCCUUAGUGCAACUUCAGGAGAACAGAUCGUGAACAAUGUUGCUAAAGAGAAUUCCUUUAAUGGGUUUUCGUCAUCCAGUUCUGCCACCCACAAUGGAAGCUGCAGUUCUCAGGACGCAGUCCAAAACUUCGAACAGAUUGAGGGGUUUCCUGCAGAGCUCCAGGACCUGGUCUACCCCAACAACGAACACAUAGAUGGAUUAGAAUACGUGAAGGAAAUAGAAGGCGCCAAUGACGGCAUGAUGUGGUGGGGUAGUGAUUCUGAUCAAAAGAAUGUUGCUUCUUGGGAUUCAACUUCCAUUCUGCAACCGGAAGGCUUCCACUUCCAAGAUUUUGGAAUGGAGUAUGGUCUUCUAUAGUCAGUGAGAUUAUUAGGUUGUCUGAUAGCUAAAGUCUGACAGUCAUUAUGUAAAU
Nymphaea colorata (pocket water lily) is the source of this 1145-nucleotide messenger RNA. Its product is annotated as transcription factor MYB36-like. The record is from RefSeq and is a predicted model, not a curated record. The coding region runs from base 80 to 1090 and encodes 336 amino acids. The transcript is spliced from 3 exons. NCBI's taxonomy places the organism in Eukaryota, Viridiplantae, Streptophyta, Magnoliopsida, Nymphaeales, Nymphaeaceae.